Pocillopora verrucosa is the source of this 525-nucleotide messenger RNA. The record is from RefSeq and is a predicted model, not a curated record. NCBI's taxonomy places the organism in Eukaryota, Metazoa, Cnidaria, Anthozoa, Scleractinia, Pocilloporidae.
AUGAGACUAAUAACUGUCCAACAAGAGAACAUCUUGCAAGUCAAGGAUAGUUAUCAGGAACUGGAUACGGAGCGAAUUUUUGCAACUUACCCCGAUAUCUUUCAAGGUCUUGGUUGUAUGGAAGGAGUUCUUCGCCUAGAAGUUGAUGAGAGCGCCUCACCUCCAAUCAUGCCCUCUCGUCGUGUCCCUCUCACCCUGAGAAAACUGCUGAAAGAGGAGCUAGCCCACCUAGAAAGAGCCAAUGUGAUAACGAGAGAAGAAGAACCAACAGACUGGGUGUCUUGCCUUGUUGUAACAGAAAAACCGAACGGCAAAUUAAGAGUGUGCAUCGACCCCCAACAUCUUAACAAAGCCCUUCAGAGAAGUCACUAUCCGCUGCCAGUAAUCGAGGACAUACUCCCAGAAUUAGCCGAUGUCAAAGUAUUCUCAAAAGCAUACCUCAAAGAUGGAUUUCUACAGAUACAGCUAGACCAGGAAUCCGGCAAGCUAGCAACGUUCCAGACCCCCUGGGGCCGGUACAGAUAA